Messenger RNA from Cladophialophora psammophila CBS 110553, 1752 nucleotides. RefSeq lists its product as uncharacterized. The record is from RefSeq and is a predicted model, not a curated record. Gene Ontology annotation, biological process: fatty acid metabolic process. NCBI's taxonomy places the organism in Eukaryota, Fungi, Ascomycota, Eurotiomycetes, Chaetothyriales, Herpotrichiellaceae. The transcript has a single exon. Gene Ontology annotation, molecular function: medium-chain fatty acid-CoA ligase activity. The coding region runs from base 1 to 1752 and encodes 583 amino acids.
AUGAAGCAACCGCCUUUCGACAGAACCGACUUUGUCCCCAGUCACUCGGCCGACCACAUUCUUCCCGCCGACCCCCUUUUCACCCGCCUGCUCACCCUUGCACAUCGCCCCAAUCCCAGGCCGGCGAUACGCGAUGUCAAUGCAGGGAUUGAAAGGACAGCCGCCCAGCUCCUGAGCGACGUGCUGGUCCUGCGUCGAGUGUUGAGAGACUCCCUGACACACGAAACCGUCCAAGACCUGCAGAAUGGGCGAGAAGUCUAUGUCAGUAUUUUGGCGCCAGGGGGUUACGAGUUUGUGGUGGGUGUGCUGGCCAUCCUUGCCUCCGGGGCUGCUGCCUCUCCCUUUAGCACCGCUCAGCCCGUGAAAGAAGGCUGCUACUACGUCAACAAGGCGAGGUCGGUUGCUGUCGUUACGGCCACGCCGGCUCUCAGGCUAGGUGAGGAUGUUGCGAGGGAAAUCCGCAAAACGACAAAUCCAGACUUUGCCUGUGUGCCCAUCAAUGUGAUCGAACGCGAGGCACCCUUCGCCCUCAACGAUAUCAAGAUCUCCUCCGACCGGUACCAAGAUCCCAAUGCUCCAGGCGUGGUCAUCUUUACCUCAGGCACGACGGGCCCACCGAAAGGAGCUGUGCUUCGUCGGGCUGCCAUGGUCGAUGGGUCGAUGUGCUUUGCACAGCAGAUUGGUCUGCAAGAGACUGAUGUCCUUCUUCAUCUCCUUCCUGUCCAUCACGCGACUGGAAUUUGGGUGUCAUUCUUCCCUUUCAUCCAGACGGGCGCUUGCAUCGAGUUCAAAUCCGGCAGCUUCGAUCCAGAAUGGACCUGGAAUCGGUGGCGGAAAGGUGGUCUGACGCACUUCACGGGUGUGCCAACCAUCUACAUGCGGAUGAUGCGAUACUACCUUGAACAUGCUACGAAGCUUCCCCCAAAUGAGGCAGCGACUUACAAAGCCGCUGCCGCAGCCUUCAAAGUCUGUCUCUGCGGUACCUCUGCCUUGCCCAAGCCGAUCAAUGAUUUCUGGACAAGUCUCAUGAAUGGUAGACGGAUCGUACAGCGGUACGGAUCCACCGAACUGGGCGUCGUCUUCAAUAUGCCCGCAGAUCCCAGCGAAGACAUCCCGGACGGCUCAGUAGGAGAACUGACCUAUGGUGUGGACGUGAAGCUCUCGGAGGGAGACGAAGGCGAAGUCCUCGCCAAGUCCUUCACCAUGUUCUCCAAAUAUCUACAUGACCCAGAAGCUACCGCAAAUGCGCAUGAUGCUGACGGCUACUUCAAAUCCGGGGACGUGGCUCGACGGGAAGGAAAGUACUACUUUAUCGUCGGCCGCGCGUCUGUCGACAUUAUCAAAUCUGGUGGGUACAAGAUCUCGGCGUUGGACAUUGAGCGAGAGCUGUUAGCCCUACCGUAUAUCGGAGAGGCUAUGGUGGUAGGUGUUCCCGACAUGGAAUUCGGACAGCGAGUUGGUGCGGUUGUAUCCUUGCGCAACGACGAAGUCGCCCAGAACUUUUACAAGAAGAACAAUAGAGAUCCAGAGAAGCUGAGCUUGGAUGACCUGCGUGCUGACGUACGGAGUCGUCUCGCCGGAUAUAAAAUGCCGACUCUGCUAAGAGUGAUUGAGGGGGAAUUACCCAAGAGCGGCACAGGGAAGGUGGUCAAGAAGACUCUUGGGCCGCAGUACUUCCCUGCGAACUACAUCGAAGAUAAGGAUGUGCAGGUUUGGUCGAGGAAGCCCACUGCAAGAGACUCAAGGCUUUGA